AUGAGCUUUGAGGGCGGCCACAGCGGCAGUCGGCGCCGCCGGGCUGAGGGUGAGGAUGCAGAGCCGCCCCCGUCGUCCCCCCCGCCGCGGGGAGAGCCGGCCCUGGCCCCCGAGCCCCCGCGCUACCUGCCGCCGUUGCCGGAGCCGCCCGCGCAGCCCUCGUCCCCAGAGCGCGCCACGGGGCCGGAGGAGCCGCCUGGGGAGGUGGCCCCGCGGCGCAGGGGCGCGGACGAACUACCGCCACCGCCGCUGCCCCUGCCGCCUGUCGGCCAGGAGGAGGUGUCGGCGGCCGGCGACUCCGGGGAAGGUCUGAGGCGCCUCCCGGAGGCGGCGGCGCCCGAGGCGGCGGCGGGGAAGGGCGGCUCCGGGGAGCCCGAGGCCGGCGCGGGCGGGGAGGGCGAGCGGCGGGGCGCCGGCGAUGAGCCCGAGACGCGCUCGGUGUGCAGCAGUCGCAGCAGUAGCAGCAGCGACCAGCGCGCCGGGCACCAGCACCAGCACUACCAGCCAAUCUGCAAGAUCUGCUUCCAGGGCGCUGAGCAGGGUGAGCUGUUAAACCCUUGCCGAUGUGACGGGUCAGUUCGGUAUACUCAUCAGCUGUGCCUGCUUAAGUGGAUCAGUGAGAGGGGUUCCUGGACUUGUGAACUUUGCUGUUACAGAUACCAUGUUAUAGCCAUUAAAAUGAAACAACCUUGCCAGUGGCAAAGCAUUUCUAUAACACUGGUUGAGAAAGUUCAGAUGAUUGCUGUAAUCCUAGGAACCCUGUUCUUAAUAGCGAGUGUGACUUGGCUUCUGUGGUCAGCCUUCAGCCCCUAUGCAGUGUGGCAGAGGAAGGACAUCCUUUUCCAAAUCUGCUAUGGAAUGUAUGGUUUUAUGGAUCUAGUGUGCAUAGGUCUCAUUGUCCAUGAAGGAACUGCAGUUUACAGAGUGUUUAAGCGCUGGCGAGCUGUUAACUUGCACUGGGAUGUAUUAAAUUACGACAAAGCCACAGACAUCGAAGAAAGCAGCCGGGGAGAGUCUUCCACAAGCAGAACUUUGUGGUUGCCACUGUCGGCUCUGCGGAACAGGAACUUGGUCCACCCAACACAGUUAACCUCCCCAAGGUUUCAGUGUGGCUACGUCUUAUUACACCUGUUCAGUCGGAUGAGGCCCCAUGAAGACUUGUCAGAAGACAACAGCUCAGGAGAGGUUGUGAUGAGAGUGACUUCAGUGUAGCCAAAGUGGGAGAUGACACAGCAUGGACCGCCCAGCACAUUUUGGAAUGUAAUUGCAAUGAGUGGCGAAACCAUAGCUCUUCUUAAAAAAAAAAAAAAAAAAUCUAUGAACUUUUUAAAAUCUAUGCUUUUUAUAU
Choloepus didactylus (southern two-toed sloth) is the source of this 1348-nucleotide messenger RNA. It is a transcript of the gene MARCHF11, whose product is annotated as membrane associated ring-CH-type finger 11. Gene Ontology annotation, biological process: protein ubiquitination. Bases 1 to 1212 code for a protein of 403 amino acids. Lineage: Eukaryota; Metazoa; Chordata; Mammalia; Pilosa; Megalonychidae. The transcript has 4 exons. The record is from RefSeq and is a predicted model, not a curated record. Gene Ontology annotation, molecular function: ubiquitin-protein transferase activity; zinc ion binding.